Molecule: messenger RNA, 1178 nt
Organism: Chara braunii
Lineage: Eukaryota; Viridiplantae; Streptophyta; Charophyceae; Charales; Characeae
Source: the annotation of a GenBank genome assembly
GCGGUUUGAAUAUGUGUGCACCCCUCAGCCCCACAGGUUGGUCUCUGGAUUUUGGCUGUAUCUGUUGGUACACAUCAGACUGGCUGGGUAAGACGAAGCAGGAAGCGGGAGUGAGCUUCAGAGAGAGGAGCGAUGGAGUCUGUUGGCUGCGCAUCGCAGGCUGUCAUGGGGCCUGCCUGUCAGACGAUUGCAGGCUGCCGAAUGCCAGGCAGGGGUAUCGUUAGCCGACAGGGCAGUGUGCGAGGGUUGGGCGGGCCAAGCCGCUCAACCUGCCAUGACAAGGUCAUCGCCAUAGCCAUCGCCAGCGCCAGGCGGGGAGUUGCAGCUCCCUCGGCAUGCUGUGCACGCGCAGGUCUGCGCCUGCCGCGGUUGUCAGUAAAGUUGCAGGCUGGCAGCCGCAUCUGCAGAGUCGCCAGCGACUUCCGGCGGCAGAUCUCCCUGUCGGGACACCGAUCCAAGCCCAUCCAACGGAGAGGGGCGGUGCAAAUGGCUGUCGGGGAGAUGCCGACGUACGAUGACGACGACUAUGUGGUCGUCGGGCUCGCGCAUUGUUUCACCAAGGACGAGAGUGGGAAACUCGAGGACGCUUUCGUCAUCGAGCCUAUCCCUGCAGGAGGACUGGAAUGCAUGGAGAACGGUGGCGUGACGUGUUAUAAGUACGUGACAGCCACACGAAUGGGGAAGAUCCUGUCACAGGACAAAUCUGUACUUCCGGAGGAGUUCAGGAGUGGUCGAUUUAGCGAGAGUUUCGACUUUCGCGCCAAGUGCGCUGCUCGCACGUGGAAACGACAACACCCUCAAGAGAAUUUGCUGCACCUCGUGGAGGAGGGCAGCGUCCGUUCGGAUUUCAACUUCUCGUUGGAAGUGAAAAGGGUGCUGAACGAGGAGGUCGUAGUCAAUGAUGACGACAACAUUAAACAAGACUUGAGUAUAGACGUGUACGGCCGUGCCAAGGACAAGAACGAGAUGAAGGAAAUCGAUAAAUUAUAUAAUGCCUAAUAAAACAGCAAAAAAAAAAGAAAGGCUCCUCCUCGUCCAAUCCUCCCCCUGCUCCUUGUUGUGAUAGUAGGUCGUCGUAGAUACAUAGGUGCAGUGUAAUUAUUAUUUUGUAACUUCAGAAGGAAAAUUGCCGAUCCCGACCUGGGUUCUGUUGUUCACGGGCUCUUUGUGCCUUCUUG